Acanthaster planci (crown-of-thorns starfish) is the source of this 5975-nucleotide messenger RNA. RefSeq lists its product as uncharacterized. Gene Ontology annotation, cellular component: plasma membrane. NCBI's taxonomy places the organism in Eukaryota, Metazoa, Echinodermata, Asteroidea, Valvatida, Acanthasteridae. Gene Ontology annotation, biological process: potassium ion transmembrane transport; stabilization of membrane potential. Gene Ontology annotation, molecular function: outward rectifier potassium channel activity; potassium ion leak channel activity. The record is from RefSeq and is a predicted model, not a curated record.
CGUCGCGUAGACAUGUAGCGCAUAUAUCAUGCACACUCGAAUUUGAUGAGACGUGAUGAACCUGUCCGUUUGAUUACACUGUCUAACAUGCUGAAUAACUGCAGGAUUACUUUUGUGGAAAAGGGCAGGAUUUUGAUUUAUGAGGGAAAUGCUUGGAUAAAAACAACUACAGCAACAUCACAGCCCAGUGUGUCAGUGUCGGAAAAUCAGGUUCCUGUUAUGACAAGGUAAUUUACCAGGUGGGAAGGACCUCCAGAGGUCGGAGGCAGGUACUUGGACAUCCAGUUUCCCACAUUCUUGGAGAACCCACCUGUCGUCACAACAUGCUGUCAUACCGACAAUGGGUGCGGGUCGCAGAGUCCUCGCCUUGCUUGUCGCCACGUUUGCCUACUUGUUCAUCGGCGCCUCCAUCUUCUCAGCCAUUGAGUCUGCCCAUGAGGAGCAGAUCAGACUGGACCUCUACAAUCGUCUGGAAGCAUUCGCAGAGCGCAACCCUUGUGUCAAUGUCUCCGAGUUCCGAGACGUGCUGUCGGAGGUGUGGUAUGCUGCCUCCAUCGGUAUGGAGAGGAUGGUGGGACAGGAAAACUACACGUUACCAUCAUCCCGCUGGGAUCUGGCCAAUGCUUUCUUCUUCUCAGCUACUGUCAUAACUACGAUAGGGUAUGGCCACCUGUCGCCAGCCACUUCCUCUGGCCAGAAUUUUUGCAUAGCAUACGCUUACUUUGGCAUACCGCUCAUGGCUGUCCUGUUGUCGGAGAUCAGCUCCAAGUGGAAGCAGCGUCUGAUAAAUGUCGGGCAUAAUCUGGAUACACGUCUAGCCAAUGCCUUGAAGCGCGACAGGGUGCGCCGGGUGGCCAUCGCCAUCCUCCUGGUCAUACCAGCGUACGUGAUUGUCAUUAUCAUCCCUGCCACUGUGUUCUCGUACAUCGAGGGGUGGGACUUUCUGGUGGCUCACUACUAUUGCUUCAUUUCACUGAGCACCAUUGGGCUCGGUGACUUUGUUGCCACUCAACAUGACUACGAGAACAGAGCCCUCAUAUGGCUGUAUAAGAUAUGCACCACCCUCUACUUGAUCGCGGGGCUGGGUGUCAUGGCUAUUGUGUUUCAUGGAGUACGGACAAAGAAGAGAAAGCCUACUCAGUACACUUUCCGACAGAAGUUUGUAAACAUUUUGAGGAAGCGCCGAAAACCCUGGCUGGAGAUUAUGGACGACCAGGCCGAUGCUAUAGCCGAGAGUUUCCCAGUAGAAGGUGGUGUUAUUUCUUCAGCAGUUGCAGCAGCCGCUGUAGCUGUAACAGUCAACACGCCCAACAGUAGCGAACCAACUCCCCCACAAAAUGAUCUUGACUCCUGUGGAUUGUCAUCAGAUAACAACGACAGUGACAAUGAUUUUGAUGACGAGGAUUCCUUAGACGAUCAGUGCCGAUCUCAGCAUUUCCCACAAAUCCACAAAGAAAACAACACAGAUGAUAUUCAUCACAAAAUGAGGCAAUCGGGUGACUUCUUGGAUCCUGCAAGUGAAGAGAACUCACCUUUUACAUUCCGGAGUAUUAUUGCCAACAGUCACACUUCCAUUUCGGCUGACGUAGAUUCCGACGAAAAUGAAGAAGGACCCCAAAGGCGGAAAGCUUUCAAUGAUAUUGACAAUCCCAAGCAUUCGCGAAAGUCGAGUCUCCCGCAGAGGCUGGACUUCCGUAACUUUGGAGCACACAGGAGAAGCAACGAUAGCACACCAGAGUUGAAUCGCACUCAGUCUCAAUCCCAAACACAGAAGAACCACCACAGUGAUGGCAAGACAGAAGGCGGGGCUUUGGCUUCUAAUUUGGCCAAGAAGAAACUCUGGAGUCCUUCAAGUAGUUACGCAGGUGAGGACUCCGGCAUUCAUGCAGCGUCCUCACAGAGUACAGUUGAAAUGGAAAGUACUGUUUGAGAUAGGCAAUCUUUGGACUGCCUGUUUUAGAUGUUACUGGUCACAGCACAUGCCAAGAACCUCCCUUGCACCAAAUGAGAGGUUCUUCAGGCAGAAACCUGUUGGGAAAGAGAAAAAAAUGAAGAAAUCUACAACGCUGCAAAUGGGGAUUCUCCUGGGGUUGUCAAGUUAUAAAAGUACAUCAAACUUUACUGUUGUCUUUGUACGACUGAUAUUGUACUGUUAAAUGGACUACAUGUACCAGGGGUACAUUCAUUAAAUAAAUAGUGUGGUACUGUAGUUGAUUGAGACCUUCACUUGGCCAGACACAGGACCAAUCGAAAGACCUGUCACAAGUAACAGCUAGCAAGGACAAAGGCAUACUUGUGUUCAUGUUCAUUUGAAUAGCUUGAGACGGUCUUGAGAGGCCUCGACUACGUCACUGACAUUAAAGUACAUGUAACAGUUGGCCAGUACUGCACAACAUCACGGUCAACAGACUGUCAUCCAUUCCCCCUAAAUAUGAACGUCUGCUACUGUGGAGCAGGUGAGGCAGCUUUGUGAUGUUUGUCAUUUCUACUCAUUCAAGUAGUGGUACAGGCUGGAAAAGGUCUGUGAGAGCAAUUUACUGCAAGUCAGUAGUACCUGCCAGUGCACUGCAGCUGGCGUGCAUUGGAGGACUCUUUGCAUUACCAGUGGAGUGAUUUUACUGCAGAGCCCAAUAGAAGUACAUGUAUCCAGUGUACUCAAGAGGAUUGUGGCAUGUGGCUAUGCUUAUCAGUGUAAUACACUAGCUGGAUUAAGUUGACCUCCAGUUUUCUUUGCAGUUCGUUGAAGUGUACACAGUUUCUCCAUUGAAGUGGUGUUGCCCUUAGUGGAGGGCGAUGUACAUGUAAUAAACAUAGCCACUUUUUUUAACAGGAAUAUUGGAGUGCAUUGGAGUGUAAACAAGAGCAAGGAGUAUGUACAAAUGUCAGACUGAUGUGAACCUGGUGCAUGUUGUUGGAAGGUCACAAACCUAAACCUCCACAUUGUUGACUGUGGAGUAAGUCCUAUCGCAGCGUGUGUGUGAAUGUACUAUGUGCACUUCUAGUGAUAAAGAAGCAUAUUUCAUGCCGAAUGCACAAUUCAGUGCUUAUUACCUUAAUUUAUUCCACUUUUUUAUUGAAGCAAAUGUGAGGUAUACAUGUACGUGUAAAUAUAUUUGCACAAAAUCACGUAUGAGUAGAUCAAUUACUGGGCUCAGAAUCUUUGGGGGGAAACACUGUCUGCGCUUUCACUUAAAACACACAAUUUGUAUGAAUAUUAAAGGAUUUUAAAUUGACACAAUUUUGGUAAUUUGAUAUGCAGAAAGACCACCAGGAGCAGUUUUUGUUAUUUUAAUACCAAAGCAAAUCUGCAUUUUUUGUUAUUGUAUUUUGUGAACGUUAUAUCUUUAGAAAACAAAUUCCAUUGAGGUCUCUGAUCAUUCCAAAUCAUCUCAAGUUUUGUUGCUGUUUUUACUUUAUAUUUUUGCAGAAGUACAGAUGUUUAUGUAAAGGUUGCAAAAUAAAUAUAAUGUACAGUUUAGAGUGCUUUUAAAUGCAAAUCAAUGCCAGCAAUUUUUGUAAUUUUGUUACCAAAGCCAACUUGACAAGAGCUUGAAUAUUUUUGUAAUUCCCCCAAAUACUUUCAGAAUAAUAACAAAUAUUUCAAAUCAUUCCUUUCAUACCAUGUGCUCAAGGUUUUUUUACUCAAUAUUUUUGUAGAAAUAGGCAUUUAUUUAAGGUUAUGAAAUACAUGUAAAUCAAUAUUAUUUAUGUACAUAUAAAGACAAAUACUGAUGCUUUCAGUGAGUUAUUUGAAGAAAAGUGUAACUUUCAUCUCAUUUAACAAAUUUUCAAAUGCUGGACUGACCGAAGUAUGCAGUUUUGUUGGAUUUUAAUGACUGUCUUUCAGCAAAGCCAAAUGCAUGAUUUUAUUGCAGCCUGUAUAAUCCAGAAAUAUUUUUAAAAGGGAAGUUUGCAAAUUGAAAUGAAUAUGCAACUACAUUGUACAAUUGGCAUGAUGUUGGACUGUGUAAAAAUUUAUACAAGUAUGUAUGAAAUUUGUGUUGCCAAGGAAAAAUGUGUAAGGACUGGACAUUGGCAGUACACGUCACUUGCAUCAUUAUUGCCUAAUACUAACUGUAUAGUAUUCACGAAAACUACACUUAUGCAAAUUGUAGUUCAAUACAUGUACAUGAAUAUAUAAAUGUAAAUUAAACAACUCCACACAAACUAAGUUGUAAUGUGUAAGGUGGCUCUAUUUACCUCAUUAGAAAGUAUGCACGUGCACAUAACAUUCUCCAGAAGCAGUCAUUCAUUAGCAUUAGGAUAGAGAAUGGGUGCUCUUAGAAGUGUAUGACUCAUUCUGUGCACAGUCCAAAGCUGGUAUUUAGAGUAUGUCGAAAUGAACCGCCAGAAACUUGCCAGUAACCUGCAGUGAUACCUGUAACAUUUUACCAUUCCAAUUUAUCUGUCUUUUUGUGUAAAUACAAAAAUACCUAAAUAAACACAUUAUAGUGUAGAUGUACAUGUAUACAUGUUAUUGAUUAUGCAUCCCAGAGCCACUGCCAAGUCUACCGUACUGUUCACAUCUAGAGGUACAUGUAGAAGCUUCAAGGAACAUUACCACGUAUAAUGAAUGGACGAGGGUGCAUACGUGUACAUGCACGGUGUACAUGGAUAUGGACAUGUUACGUACAUUGUGAGAAGGGCUUGACAAAUGCAUUGCACUACAUUAUGUGGUAAAUGCCACACAUGCAUGUAAUUGCAUGCUAGCAAACUGUUACAGCAAAUGGCGGGUGGAGUGGGUUAGAUAUAUCAGUAAGCUCUUUUUUCAGAAAAAUGUUACUUUUUUGUGUGAGUUAACGGCCCAGAACUACUUGUCAGUCAAUGUAGAGUUUUGAUACUAUUUAAUGUUGCAGUAAAUAAUAAUAGAGUAAUAAAAAAAUAACCUUUUUUUUAAUUAAGAUAUAAAUCUAGGAAAUUUUAUGUUGGCCUUUUGGAGGUACAUGCACAUAUACAUGUAUUGGGUUUUUUUGUCCAACCAUUUUUUAAUAUCAGCCUUUUUUUUUUUAAUAAACAAAAAGGAAAACCUGAGAGGCAAAAAUGUCCAGUAUAAAAGUGAAGUGCAAUACAAAUUUUGGAGAUUUGUAAUUUUAUCCGAAGACCACUUAUGCGUGGUUCCUGCUGAUCAUUGGUUUGUAACAGGCGUGCACACCAAGCCAUGAAGUUAGUUUGUGGGUGUUCCUUGAACUGCUGGAGAUUUUUGAAGUAAUUGUGAGGACUGCUCUUUGCAUGCAAUGAAUUAUUUAAGUACUGAAUCUAAUGUAAAUCCAAUUACAAAAUACAAACGUACAGUUGAGGGCGGGGAUAUCUAUACAACUAGUGGAUCUUUAGGAGUGUCUAAAGCCCUACCCACUGGUAAAACUGUUUCCCCUUUUUUUUCUUUUUUUUUUACUGGGAAAUGGGGCAGGGACCAGUCAAGUGAAAUCAACAUCUAGUCAACACUUACAGUUGAAUAGAACAAUAGAACAUGAUGUGAUCGACAACGCACCAAUCAGAUGACAGAUUUAUGCAGGUACUGUAUGCAUAUACAUGUACUAUGUAUUAAGUACGGUACAUUGUGUGGGUAGAUUCAGAUUUGCUUAAGAGGGGGCUGAACUUAGGUUACUGCUUCUGCGACCCACCCUUGUGUGGUAUUAUGUUGACAUUUCAUUUUUAUACAUGUAGGAAAGCACUGAAUGCUAUUUGCAUAGAAUUAAACACUGCCAUUUGAGUUGUGAUCAUUCCAAAUCUGUUCAUUUCUUAGCGAUACAGUUUAGUACCAGUUAACUACCUGACCACAUGUAAUUUAUGUGAUUUGUUACUUUGUGAUAGUUCAAUGUAUUUUGGUAUAUUCUAUACUGGCUUUUUUCAUUGGACAGAAAUGCUGUCAUUUACUAGUUAUACCUUGCACAGUAUAUCUAUAUUAAGCACAUAUCAACACUUUGUACAAGUUUCCCUCAAAAAUAAAAAGAUAACCCUCCUAGUUCAUUUCUCCA